This is a messenger RNA of Centropristis striata (black sea bass), 2641 nucleotides long. RefSeq names its product acyl-CoA synthetase bubblegum family member 1 (gene acsbg1). The transcript is spliced from 14 exons. Gene Ontology annotation, cellular component: membrane; endoplasmic reticulum. Gene Ontology annotation, molecular function: long-chain fatty acid-CoA ligase activity. Bases 214 to 2292 code for a protein of 692 amino acids. Lineage: Eukaryota; Metazoa; Chordata; Actinopteri; Perciformes; Serranidae. The record is from RefSeq and is a predicted model, not a curated record.
GACUUUCUGAUUCAACCAUUAAUGACUUCAUGGGGCUUGUUUGAGUGCAUGUCUUUCUACUUUACCAGUUCCUCAAAAACACAUGUAUUUAAGGUUUGCUUGUCCAACAAAAAGAUUUUCUGAUUCCCACCAGUCAGAGUUGAAAAGUUUCUUCUUUAAGUAUUUCAUCUUGCAUAACCUGUAGUUACUACCAAGAGAUCUACAACUAACAAUAUGGACUUUUCUGAUGAGGAGAAGGGAGCUGAUCAACUUCAGAACAGUGUCCGGGAGUCUAUGGCACAUGUGCAGACAGAACAUGCCUCUGUAGGAAAGCACAACAUAGAAGAUGGGAUUGCUGGCACACCUCUUGCUUCAGCUUAUUCUCUUUGGACUACUGAUGCUAAAGGCUCAGUAAGACUGAGAAUUGAAGACGGAUGUCUGGAGGAACCUGUCACAGUUCACCAAAUGUUCAAAGCCUCAGUUGAAAAAUAUGGGAACAUGUAUGCACUCGCCAGCAAGAAGGACAACAAAUGGGAAAAGAUCACUUUCUUAGAGUAUUAUCAAUUCUGCCGGAGAGCAGCCAAGAGCUUUAUAAAGCUUGGUUUGGAGCGAUUCCAUGGAGUGGCAAUACUAGGAUUCAAUUCAGCAGAAUGGUUCUUCUCUGCAGUCGGAGCCAUCAUGGCGGGGGGGAUAAUGACAGGAAUUUAUGCCACAAACUCACCAGAAGCUUGCCAGUAUGUGGCUAGUGACUCCAAAGCCAACAUUAUUGUGGUGGAAAACCAAAAGCAAUUGGAAAAAAUCCUGCAGAUAAGUGACAGACUGCCCCAUUUGAAAGCCAUAGUUCAGUACAGUGGACAACCCCUGCAGAACGUCUCCAAUCUUUACUCUUGGGAGGAGUUCAUGGACCAGGGCCUGGAUGUUUCUGAGAAAGAGCUGGAGGACAUCAUCGGCAGCCAGAGAGCAAACCAAUGCUGCGUCCUGAUCUACACCUCUGGCACCACCGGCAAGCCAAAAGGAGUCAUGCUUAGUCAUGACAAUAUCACAUGGACAGCCAAUCAUGCCAGCAGCGCCGGGGACAUGCAGCCAGCCGACACUAAGCAGGAGUCACUGGUGAGCUACCUGCCUCUCAGCCACAUCGCUGCUCAGAUCUUUGACCUCUGGACCGGCAUCCAGUAUGGUGAGCUGGUAUACUUUGCACAGCCAGAUGCCUUAAAGGGAAGCCUGAUAACAACUCUGCGAGAAGUUUGUCCUACAUCCCACAUGGGUGUCCCACGGGUAUGGGAGAAAAUGAUGGAGAAGAUAAAACAAGCAAUCAGUGAGUGUGGAUAUGUGAAGAAGAAACUGGUGACAUGGGCGAUGUCAGUCAGUCUGGAAGCCAAUCAAAAGUGCACGCAAAAGGAUGAUCCAAAACCAUUCCUCUUCACCUUGGCUGACAGCCUUGUACUGCAGAGGCUCCGUGCUGAGCUGGGCCUGUCUUGCUGUCAGAAGUUCUUCUCUGGAGCAGCACCUAUCGGGAGUGAAACAAUGCAGUUUUUCCUGGGCCUCAAUAUCCGUCUGUAUGAGGCAUAUGGCAUGAGUGAGAGUACAGGACCUCACUUUAUGUCAUGUCCCAAAGCUUACAAACUGCCAAGCUGCGGUAAGGUGGUGCCUGGCUGUCGAUACAAAAUGGCCAACGUAGACUCUGAGGGGACAGGUGAAAUUUGCUUCUGGGGACGAAAUGUUUUUAUGGGUUUCCUCAACAUGGAAGACAAAACUAGAGAAGCUUUGGAUGAAGACGGAUGGCUGCAUUCUGGAGACCUGGGGAAGAUAGACGAGGAGGGUUUCUUGUACAUCACAGGGAGAAUAAAAGAGCUGAUCAUCACAGCUGGAGGGGAGAAUAUUCCCCCUGUUCCCAUAGAGGAAGCAGUGAAAAAGGAGCUGCCUAUCAUCAGCAAUGCCAUGCUCAUAGGGGACAAGAGGAAGUUCUUGUCAAUGCUUUUAACACUGAAGUGUUGCAGCAAUACAGAAACCAUGGAGCCAACAGACGAGCUCAGUGUGGAGGCUGUGGAGAUUUGCAGGCAGCUAGGCACCCAAGCUACCAAGGUGUCUGACAUCAUUGAGGGGAAAGACAAAGAAGUGUACCGGGCCAUUCAAGACGGAAUCAACAGGGUGAACUCUGCAGCCACCUCUAAUGCCCAGCGCAUACAAAAAUGGACUAUUCUCAGAAAGGACUUCUCUGUUUCUGGAGGCGAGCUGGGUCCCACAAUGAAGCUCCACCGCCCUGUUGUGUUGGAAAUGUACCAUGAUGUCAUCAAAAGCCUCUAUCAAGAGUAGUGUCAUGUUCCCAAGAAAUGACUGUGGAACUGUUUUUAUGAAAAUCAUGCGUCACUUGCAUAUCUCAUCAUUCUCAUGGACAUUUAUACAUGGAAUUUAAUUUUAUCAGCAUCUUAUGGUCAGAAUACAGAAAUAAUACAGGAACCACAUUUCAUGUUUAAGACUAUUUAAGAGGAAAUUAGUUUAAAAUACUGAAUUAUCCUGAGAAUCUUCUCAUAGGCUUAAAUAUAUGUUUUAGUUCAUAUUUCUCUCCGGUCAUAUAUCAUUUUACUGCUUUGAAUCGUACCACUUACUUGCAUGACAGAAUCUUACCCAGUAUUUUGUGUAAAUAUUAUGUGGUAUUCAGUAU